CUGCAAAUUACGUCAUCGGCCUUCCCCUCCACAGUCGUCAUGUCGCAGCCACCCAUGAUCGCCCUGUUCUCGAACAGCAGCUGCUUUCAACACCGCCGCGAAUCCGACCCGAUGGCCACCGAUUCUCACCCGCCAACCGUUCCUCCGACUGCGCCACUCGCCAGCACAGCGCUCACUCCCGCCGCCCCCGCCGCUCCUGCGGCCACCGUUCCUUCCGCCACCGCCCCUGCACCCCCCACAGCAGCACGCACGCCCUACCCCCCACCGCACUACCCAAGCAGCCACUUCGUCCUCGCGGCGGGCACGCUAUGCUUCCACCCGUCUUCGCGGCGCGUGCUGUUAGUGAGCGACACCUCGCCUCGGGGGGGCAAGACAUUCUUCCUUCCGCGGGGGCGCAAAGACAUCGGCGAGACGCUCUCUUCGUGCGCGAUCCGCGAGACGCUCGAGGAGGGCGGGUACCACGUGCGGCUGCUGCCGACUUACAACGCGACUUCGCAGCCGCUCGCUGCGCCGCAGCUGCAGGAGCAGAAGAAUACGGAGCCGUUUUGGAUCGCGCUGCAUAACCUUGCGGGGAGAAGGUUGUAUCUCUGUCAUUACUACUUGUGCGAGGUGCUGGGCGCGCAGCCGGAGAGGGAGGAGGACUAUGGCAAGAGGUUCGUGGGCACGCAUGAACAGAAUUAUGAUGCGGACCUGAUUGGCGUCGAUGAGGCGGUGGGAAUGCUGAGUGGGAACGCGAUUGUUAUGAGGGAUGGUCUGCCGAGGUGGGCGAGGGAUGGGACUGAGGUCACGUGGGAGAAUGUGGGCGGUUCGACUUACCUCGAGGCGUUCCUGGUGGCGCUUGGGUGGCGCACGGUGGUGGAGGCGGGUUGGGAUGAUGACUGAGGAGCUGCGAUGGAUGUGGCGCAUCGGUUGGUGUUUGCACUGAUUGCAUGGCUUUUGCUGGACUUGUGUGUACAAUGUAGGUACUGCACAGGUUUCUGAUCGACUAUACGAGAUAGUAUUCCCGUGAAGAGAAGGGCGAAGAGCGUACCAUUCGUAAAAGUGAUGUGAAG
Tricharina praecox is the source of this 1052-nucleotide messenger RNA. RefSeq lists its product as uncharacterized. The transcript has a single exon. Gene Ontology annotation, biological process: ATP biosynthetic process; AMP biosynthetic process. Lineage: Eukaryota; Fungi; Ascomycota; Pezizomycetes; Pezizales; Pyronemataceae. The coding region runs from base 40 to 882 and encodes 280 amino acids. Gene Ontology annotation, molecular function: bis(5'-nucleosyl)-tetraphosphatase (asymmetrical) activity. The record is from RefSeq and is a predicted model, not a curated record.